Messenger RNA from Penicillium concentricum, 867 nucleotides. RefSeq names its product MBL fold metallo-hydrolase. The record is from RefSeq and is a predicted model, not a curated record. Lineage: Eukaryota; Fungi; Ascomycota; Eurotiomycetes; Eurotiales; Aspergillaceae. Bases 1 to 867 code for a protein of 288 amino acids. The transcript is spliced from 4 exons.
AUGGCUAACCAAAUUAGACUCCCCAUCACAGAUGCAUACGUUCACGUCCAGCUCCUCAACGGAGGCAGCAUGACAGCCGAAUACCAUAAGCUUCAUGCUGGGGAACCAGCAAAGAAAUUUCGGUUAUACAAUUGGGCCUUUUAUAUUUAUCAUCCAACAUCCCGGCGACACAUUAUCUGGGAUUUAGGCUUAUCCUCGAUUCCAGACGAUUAUCCUCCAGUGAUUGCAAACGGUGUAUUGAAAGAAGCCCAGUGCGAGGGUCCCCGGCAGUCGAUUGCAGAGCAAAUUGAACGCCGAAACGGAGUUAGAGUGGAUGAAAUCGACACCGUUAUACUCAGUCAUGCGCAUUUUGAUCACUGUCGCCCGAUACGACAGACAUUCUCCAAUGCAACCGCCUUCUUUGGCCCAGGCACAUCAGAAUAUUGCUCCCCAGGCCACCUUGCGGAUCCCUCCUCGGCAUGGGAUGGACGAUAUUUUGACCCGGAACGAGCAACAGAGCGCUGGGAGAUAUUACAAGGUCCCUGGGUCCCUCUCGGGCCAUUUUCACAUGCGAUGGACUUCCUUGGAGAUGGGAGCUUCUGGGUUAUUCAAGCUCCUGGUCAUAUGCCAGCGUUGCUGGAUGGUACAAAGAAUUUUGGGAGCUUCAAGCUCCCGGAUGGAUCUACCUCCUGUCUCCAUGUCGAUAUCUCUGCCGCGAAGGACACCUUGGCACGGAUAAGAGAAACAGAGAGUCUGGGGGUUCAUGUUGCCCUGGCCCAUGACACCACUUGGAUUCAGAAAGAGAAUGACCCUGUUCUAUUAUCUUUGCUAGAUGAGGAACUUUUGGGGGAGAUUCGUGCUGCUCUAAGACAGCAAGCCCCGUUCUAG